AUGACGAGCCGAGGAAUCAUUGUCAUUUGCUGUUGUUUGGUGGUGUCGGGACUGGCGAACCCCAUGAUGGCGAGGCAGGACGAGAGUGAGGUCGACAGAUUCGAGGCUAGAUUGGCCUCCAUCAUGGACAGCCUGAACCAGAAGGACACUAUCGGGCUCUACGGGGAUAUGGUCACUCUCGAGAGGGUUGCCGUGGAAGAGCAGAGAAGCGCUACCGAAGAGGCAGAGGACGAUCCCCUGAUGAGGCGGAUCGACGACUUUUUGAGGAGCCACAAACUGCAGAUCAGCUUCCCGAGUGAUGGAUCGUCGGCUGAUCUGUUCGGCAGAGCUCUCGGAGAGAAGAACGUCGGAUUCGAGCUUAGAGGACUUAUUCAAGGUGCUUCCGAAGGCCGAACCAAGCUGAAGAAGAUCCUGCUGCCAGUCCUCCUGGCCCUGAAACUCAAGGCCAUAAUCGUCCUGCCGAUUGUCAUCACAUUGAUCGGUCUUAUUGGUAUCAAGGGUCUGGGCGCCGGUGUCCUUGCCUUGCUUCUCUCAGGAGCUGUAGCCCUCAAGGCUCUCCUGACUUCACCGGCUCCAGCAUACCCAGCACGUGUGAGCUUCGCCAAGCCCUACGAGAUCCACCACGACCACUGGCACCGUAGCCAAGAGGAAGUCGGUCUUCAGGCCGCAGGACCCUACAGAGCCUGGAGCCCGGAAUUUAGCGUCGAUCCUCAGUUCAGCCCUUACCCUGAAAUCCCGGUGUAAAUUGAAUCACCCAAGGACUGAUGAAGAU
Molecule: messenger RNA, 772 nt
Organism: Nasonia vitripennis (jewel wasp)
Lineage: Eukaryota; Metazoa; Arthropoda; Insecta; Hymenoptera; Pteromalidae
Gene: Osi15
Exons: 2
Coding region: 1-744 (247 amino acids)
Source: RefSeq, a predicted model, not a curated record